AGACUGCAGAGCCACAGACGCCUUCAUUUUAUGUUUUUGAAUAAUAGCCGGAGCUAGUGUGGCGAAGUGUAUCUGUGAAAUCUGCCCGGAGCUCAACCCCACACAGCGUCAAGUGCCCCGGAAAGGAGCAGCUUUUGGAAGCGAGUUGGAUUUAAAGGCGCUCUCCGACGCUUUCAGACAUAUGGGGUCAGAGCCACCCAGCUCUCCACAGGUGGUGGAGGAUGGAGGAGAGGAAGAUGAGGAGGAGCUGAGUGGAGGGGAGGAGGCAGACCUGAGGUCCAGCUCCGGCCGGGGGUCCCUGCUGACCCGGAGAGGCAUCACCCUGAGAGUGCUGCUCAAGGAUGGCCUGGUGGAGCCGGGGGACGGCGUGCUAGGCAUCCAUUACCUGGGUAAGAACUUUGUAGGAGACCUGUUGAAUGAUGGGAAAAUCCGAUGGGUGGAGACGGGCCAGAUCUUCAACUCCCCCAGUGCCUGGGCGACACACUGCAAACGUCUGGUCAACCCAGCCAAGAAGUCUGGCUGCGGCUGGGCAUCUGUACGCUACCGGGGACAGAAGCUGGUCCAGUACAAAACCACCUGGCUGCACAAGUACCAACCCAGCGCAGACAUGAGCCUGGUGAGUGAGGAGGAUGAUGAUGAGGACGAAGAGGAAGGGAAGGCAGCUGUGCAGGCAGAUGAGAAGAACAAAAACAACAAACCUGGAUUACAUGACGUGAUGGUUUCCCGGAGAACCGACAGAGAGAGAAUUCCCGUCAGAUAUUGCACGCUGGGCACCAGGGAUGCUACCAGAGAUCCACACACACUAGUGGAGCUGUCAGCCUUCUCAGCCAUCAACAGGUUCCAGCCUUUCAAUGUAGCUGUGUCCAGUAAUGUACUGCUGCUAAUGGACUUCCACUGUCACCUGACCACAAGUGAGGUGGUGGGAUACCUCGGAGGACGAUGGGAUACUAAUACACAAUUGCUGACAGUCUUAAGGGCUUUCCCCUGUCGGACCAGGUUGGCAGACAGAGACUCUGCUUCUGCUGUUGAGGAGGAGAUCUGUCAGAACCUGUUCAUGCGCGGGCUGUCGUUGGUGGGCUGGUACCACAGUCACCCGCGAGGUCCGGCUCUGCCGUCGCUGCAGGACAUCGACUCCCAGAUGGACCAUCAGCUGAGGCUGCAGGGUUCAAACAACGGCUUCCAGCCCUGUCUGGGCAUCAUCUGUGGUAACUGGUACCAUGGACAGACACACUUCAGCUCAACUCAUGCAUCAUCUGCCUUCCUGCAGCAACGGCCUAAUGACUACGGCAUCCCAGUUGCUGUAGAGGUCACCUACGUACAGGACAACUUCCUCACCAGUGAUGUUCUUAAUGAGAUGAUGCUCCUGGUUGACUACUACAGGGCAGCUCCCGACCUCGUCCAGUUCAGCCAGUACUGGUGUCCUGAUACGACCAUGAUGGACAAGAUCAAGGGCUCUCUGAGUUGCCAUGCUCCCAAAGACCAGGCCUACUCUCAGAUCUUAGAGCACGUCUACAGUCAGCUGAGCAACAUGAACUGAGGGGAUCUGCUGCGCAUGCGUGCAUGUGGUCGCUCUCCAUCUGAAGUCUUUCCAAUUGUUUUGUGCAGAGCUGACGCGACUGGAGUGACAGACGUACAAUGUAAAAACCUGCUUGAAAAACAUAUAGAUGCCUUGAAUUCUCUCAUGCUAGAGUGAUAUUUAAUUUUGAAACCGCAUUAUUGUGAUUUUAAAAAAAAUGAUUUUAAAAGUGCUAAAUCUGUGAUACUAGUAGCCCCGGGAGCUUCUAUUUACCAAUGAUGAAAAUGUACAGCUGAUACACAAAACCAGACAGCGUUGGAUCAGGGAACAUGAGACGAGUGUUAAAAAACGAAUAUUUUACAGACGGACACUAAAUAGAAGCAUUUCACGGACCAGAAAUCAGCCUGCCCGACUGGCCUCUUACCUUUUACACAUGGACCUAUGUGCCUAUCUGUGCCAGUGUCCUGCCGUAUGAGCAGACAUUGCUAGAUAUGUACAAUGUAAACUUAUAAUGUGUUGUAAUUGCCUUUAUAGACAAAACCAAUGGAGCAGUGGUUGGGGAGGGGUGAAAAUGAGUAGUGAAAAGAUACAUUAGCAAAGUAUGCAAAGUCUCUGCAAUAGGUUUUGUGAGUGUUUGUGUUCCUCAACUGAAACUGUACGGUUGCAAUGUGGUGCAAGUAAUUCCAUUGUGCCAAGCAAAGUUUUUUUUAUGAACCUGUGUGUGUGUGUGUGUUGUGAAUGUGCCCCUCUACUGUCUCCCUGUCGGGUUAUAUGAGACAGGAGUCCUGUUGGUUAGGACAGAUAUUUGCUUCCUCUUUACCUGUACUGUAUUUAUUACUAACUGUGGAUUGUGUGAUGUAUAUGUAUGAAGACAGAGCAAUGCCUUAAGCCUGCUGAUGAUCCACAAAGCAUUAAAAUAUACACACUGGAACUAUUUAAACACGACUGUUCGUCUGUGGUCAAAC
Messenger RNA from Morone saxatilis (striped sea-bass), 2481 nucleotides. RefSeq names its product MPN domain containing (gene mpnd). Gene Ontology annotation, biological process: double-strand break repair. The record is from RefSeq and is a predicted model, not a curated record. The transcript is spliced from 13 exons. Gene Ontology annotation, molecular function: polyubiquitin modification-dependent protein binding; metallopeptidase activity. Gene Ontology annotation, cellular component: BRCA1-A complex; BRISC complex. The coding region runs from base 182 to 1537 and encodes 451 amino acids. Lineage: Eukaryota; Metazoa; Chordata; Actinopteri; Moronidae.